UUACCUGGUUGAGCUGUUAUUUUUUCGUAACGAUGGCGUUAUGCCUGGCAUGUGUGUCGUUUUGGGAUUUCGUUUAGCAGUUUGUAUUCGACAAAGGGGUGGUGUGUGAAAAAUGUUACUGGCUGACGUUACAAAUCCCAAUGUGUAUCUUCCAUUUGAUGGACAUGGAGUGGCAGUGGGAAUUCUGUCAAGAUCAUGCCUUUAUGGACUGUGUCAGUUCUGUGGUACCAAGAGAGCUGGAUGUUCAGCAGCUGCUUCAUGACACUGAGGAGAAGCUGAAGCUCAAUGCCUGCUGCAUCGAGCAGAGCCUGAGGGAGCUGCAGGGGACGCUGGGUGACACCAGGGCUGGGGACCAGAUGAAGCCGGUCAGCACCGGACACCAGGACCUGCUGGACUUCCUCCGGGCCCUGCAACAGUAUUUAAGGACGGAGGAAGACGGCCGAGAGGACGCGGCACUUCUCACACUGCUGAGCAUCUCCUCUCGGUGCGGAGUGGCCUUUCCCAGCUUCCAGCAGCGCAUGGCCCCCUGUUUCCCAGUACACGCGGUUCGAGAUGAGGCAGCGCUGGACGUGCAGGAGGCCUGGGAGGACAUAAGAGUCCUGCUGCGGCGCCACCUACUUGAAAAGCUGCACAGUGCAGACGACGUCGUGGAUGGGGACCGAGGUGCAGAGGGUUGCAUCCGGAUGGCGCGACGAGUCCGCCGCUUUGAGCAGCUCCUUUUCCUUUAUCCGGAGACGGAGGUCCUGUCCCGCUACCAGAACCUUCAGGUUAAAUUCGUGCAGGACCUCCUGCGCGGUACGCAGCCCUGCAGCUUUGAGCGGCUAGCCGACCGCUUGCGUACCGCCGCUCCCACGCUGUGCAGCACGAUCGCCGCGGACCUGCACACCCUGCGCUGCGUAGUGGAGCCCAACACCCUUAUAGCUUUCAUCAACCAAGGCUACCUGAAUACCAUUUCUCAAGAGCUCCUUGUCCUCAUAGAGGAGUGCUGUGAAAACGCAGUGAAAGACACCAGUACACACACCAGUAAGCCUGGGAAGAGGAGCUGCACCAAGGCCAAAGCCCAAGGCUCAGCCCGGGAGGCGAGUCAGAGAGGCGUGAGCGGCUGCCUGACCUCCCAGCAGCUCAGCUGCCUGGCAAAGAUCUGCAGCACCCUCCUGGAGCUGGAUGAACAAAUGGAGCUGCUGGUGACUAAGCUGCCGUUCCUCGCCUGCCCCGGGGCUCCCUGCAGUGUGAGAGGGAUCCUUAAGAAGACCAGGGAGGUCUCAGAGAUGCCUGCGGGGAACGGGAAUAGGUACACAGACAUGCUCCUCCAGCAGAACCCUGAGCCUGUUGUUCUGGAGUUUGACUGGAGGAGUGCCUUCAGGGAGCUGGUGUCCCCAGUGGCACACUGUCUGAAAGCAGUGCUAGAAGAUGCAUGCUCCCGGAGUCGGCAGCAGGAGGAGACAGACACGGUCAUUUCUGUGAUCCUGCUUCCUCAAAGGGACUGGGCACUGCCCAGCUCCCUGGAGUCACAAGCCCCCAAAAUGAUUGCUAAGUUCUGUGGGGACAUUCUGAAGGAGUUUGAUGUGCUGCUUCCUCUGGCGCUGCUGUGCAGAGAUGAUCCCCUGCUGGAGGUCAGGUCCACGUUUGUGGAGGUCUGCAGCUACGUGGCGUCUGCCGUUGUGGGCCGGCUGGAGGAGAGGGCCCGAGAAGUACCUUCCACGGCACCACUGAGGAACCUGCCCGCGCUGUUAGCUUCCAGUCUCCACAUCCAGCAGUGGCUGGGCCACAUCCAGCACCAGCUCAGAGACGGAGGGCGAGUACCGCUUUCUCUGCUGCCCAUCCAGAGGUGUCAGGAGCUUACAGAGGCCCUUCAGGACCAGCUGACUCAAUACUGCAUCCAGACAUGCGCUACUAGCAUUUUUCAGGAUGCUGAAGCCCAUCAUUGGGGUGACACCAAGCCUUUCUAUGAGGGGGAGAGGUGUUCCUUCUCUAUUCAGAUGUGGCACUACUUCCUGACUGGCCUCCGCAGAGACCUGUGGGCCAUGCUGCCACCGUGGGUGGCCCAGAAGGUGCUUGCUGAAAUCCUGAGCGGUACCCUCGAGGUCCUGGCGUGUCGGUACUCUCAAGCCUGCCCCACCUACAAGAGGAGCCAGCAAAUCAGGGUUGACAUCACCGCCGUGUUACUGGUUGUGGAGCAGCUGGUGUGGAGCGUGUCUAGCAGCCUUGAAGAGCUGCUCCAGCCCAGCAGGACUGUCUGCCCAUGGAUCUUCUCAAUCCACAGCCUGUGCAAUCAGCUGCUGGCCGUGCUGGUCCUUGUCACAGCGCCCCUGUCAGAGCUUCACCGAUUUUGUCAGGGAGGUUCUGGUGGAAUUUCAUCCGCUACCACAGCGGCGGACUCAGAGGCACGAGGUGUGUCCUGGCUGACAGCCAUCCGGCCGGCGUUGUUUCCCCCGGAGCCCCUGCGUUCUAGCACAGUGACAUCAAAUGAAUUUACCACCAAACAUCUGCUAAAACUGAUGUCCUCUCAGCCCGACUGUGACCAUAAAUUACUUCUGCAAAGCCUCUUGGACGCUGACUGCAUCCUUCUCAGAGUUUUGCUCGACAACUCUUAUUUCUGCAUUGAUGAUAGCAGAAAUGACCCCGAUAGCCACAAGCAUGGUGAUGCUUUCAUGGAGGCUGUUUUCUCUGUGCUGCUUCCCCUAAACAACAUCCCUGGGGCCCUGACUCUUGUACUAAAAAACUACUUUGACAAGAGGCGCUUAUGGGAUUUUUUGUAUAACAUGACAGCAGAGGAGGGUCCAGCGAGGUCGGCGGUGCUCAGGUGCGUGAGAGCAGCACUGAGCAAAGCGGUGCUCAGUAUCGUCAGCCACCUCAUCGCCAUGGUGCUGGACCACCAGGCCUGGGAAGAUCUCGCUACCUUCUUGCCCAGUCAGGGCCUGCCUGAGAGUGUGCUGAGUAAAGUGCCGAAGGAGUGGCGUUACGUGGCCCCCAACGCCAGGGGGAGGCAGGCCAGCAAGGGUCACGACGAGCUCAUGAUACAAGCCCUUUCCUUCGUCUUUGCUAUCCUGCCCUCCGCGAUAGCCUCCCUACCCCUGCCUCUGCGCUUCCUGUUCUGUACCGGCGAGAAGCGCGUUUCCCAGCAUGCCGAGCAGCUGAAGCGCACAGGCCUGCUGAUUUGGGGUUUAGUCAGUUGCCUGUGCCAGGACCUGGAAGAGGGUGGCAGGCUCACGCUGGAUCACAGGGCCGCGGAUAAGUUGGCAUUGGUCAUCGAGUGCCUCCAGAGUGCUAUGGGCAAUCAGAGGGGCGGAGCCAAUCCCGUGGUGCAGAAGGUGCUUCAGAAGCUAGAGGAGAGCCGGCCCAAUUGGACGGUGAUGCAGCUGCAGAAGGCCCGAAAGCUGUGUGCUGGGGGCGUGUUGGAGUCGGUGCAGGCCGGCGUGGCGCCGGGGAGAGGCGGUUCGCCUGAACUGACUGAGCAGAAAAUAGGCCUGAUGCUCCUGGAGGUCUGCCACCAACCAGGUGGCAGCGAGAACCUGAGGCAAAUUUAUCACAUCAUCCGACUCAAUGAGGAUCUGCUGAAGGCUCAGCUAGAAGCCUCCCGGGGCCAGUCAGAUGCUCCUCAGAGGAUGGUGGACUUUAGCCUGGCCAGUGACCCUCGUCCACCAGACUUCAACCCGCUGACUUGUUUUCAGCACAUCGGGUUGAAGGAAUUUUCACAGUCAGCCAUAAGUGAAUGGAACUGGGACUGGGCCCAACUGCUGCCAGCUUAUCUGGGAAUGAGUCCGCUGACCUUGGGCACACUCCUGGCUAACAGGUGGGAAUUGCAGGAGGAGGCUGCUCUUGAAGAUGAAGAGAAAACUCUGGUGGAUCACUUGCAAAAUGUCUAUUUCAAAACCAGCCUGGGAUCGUAGGACUUCUCUUGUGUCGUACUGGAGCACACAAGCUGUCCUGCCCGACAGAAGCAAACGUUUACAAUUAAAAACAUGCUUGACUUAAAUGGCUUGUUCAGUGGGUAGUCUUUCAUAAAACAGACAUUUUUGGCAUUUUCACUCGAGCAGCACAAUGACAAACAACAAGGGAGAAGGAUAUAAAAAUUCUUUGAUUAUCUGUUACUACAGCAGAAGCAUAGAGAUCUUUUUAGACUCAUUUUGUUAUGUUUGUUAAAUUGUGGAUUUUUCUGUUUAUUGUCUUUGUCUGAAAAAAUUACAACUGUAAUUGCAUGUUUAGUUUCAGAUAUGCGUUUAUGACAGUUUUUCCCCAUCUGGCAUUGUAUAUUAUUGUUAUCAUUUUUUUUAGCUUUCACCGUUCCUAAGCUCUAUUGAAACCAAACAAUGUUGAAAGAACUUUUUCCGCUUUAUGUUCUGUAUGUUUUGUAUGAUGCAAUUUUUCUUUUCAAAAAUCAGAUGUAAGAUAUUACUUAUUCUCAGUUUAAUUAUAUUUCUGUUUUAUUAUUAUCAGUCAACUACUGAAUGUAGUUAAAGGAAACAAAUACAAUAUCAAAUAAGAAACAAAAUUAAAUUUCGUUAACAUCUUAGGUACUAAAAGUAUGUAUUUAGCUAUUAGUAGGUGUGUUUGGUGUAUGCUGAAACUAAUACAAAAAAGUGAAGUGAUUUGAAAUAUGAAUGAAAUUCUUUCAGGGAAAUACAAUUUUUGUGAAAUUCUGGUGGCUUGAAUAGAUGGAUGGUUUAAAUGGAUGAUGGGCAUGAAUGAGACAACUGAUUUUCUUUCUCUUUUUAUAUCACUGGCUGUCGGAGAAUUAGGUAGCCCAAAAUACUGAGCAAAAAGUUCUGAGCAAAACAAGAAACAUGACUAUGACAUUUAAGUGCCUUCAUUAUCUAGUCAUCUAUCCAGAUGCCUGAAAUAGCUUGACGUACAUUCUUUUUCCUGAUUAAAUAUGAACAUAAGAAAAUUCUGUCUAGAUCAGUUGUUACAUUUGGAAAUGCAAUAUGAGCUGAUAAAAGUAAUAUAUGUUCAAAAGAAACUAA
This is a messenger RNA of Paramormyrops kingsleyae, 4964 nucleotides long. Its product is annotated as KIAA0825 ortholog. Lineage: Eukaryota; Metazoa; Chordata; Actinopteri; Osteoglossiformes; Mormyridae. The record is from RefSeq and is a predicted model, not a curated record.